Molecule: messenger RNA, 3741 nt
Organism: Pangasianodon hypophthalmus (striped catfish)
Lineage: Eukaryota; Metazoa; Chordata; Actinopteri; Siluriformes; Pangasiidae
Gene: kif17
Product: kinesin family member 17
Exons: 15
Coding region: 1333-3741 (802 amino acids)
Biological process (GO): microtubule-based movement
Molecular function (GO): ATP binding; microtubule binding; microtubule motor activity
Source: RefSeq, a predicted model, not a curated record
GAGAUGUUUAUUCAACAUUUAUGGGAAGACUCUCCAGUGUCAGUUCUUUGUAGAAAGUCUAUAGGACAGAUGACUUUGGUGAAGAAACAACUGUUUAUAGCUGCUGUAACUUAAGUGAUGGUCAUUCUACAGCAUUAUAUGUAAGUAUGAAUGGUUGAAAGUAUAAUGUCCCACAGCAUGCAGCAAUUUGCCAACAAUUACAGUUUUUAAUUUAUUAUUAUUAUUAUUAUUAUUAUUAUUAUUAUUUAUUGGUAUAAGAGGAAUAAAACACAUCAGGAUGUGGUAUUAUUGGGGGAAAAAUCAACUUCAGGUUGGGAACAGUAACUCUGCUUCACUCUGGGCCACAUCACACCACCCUGUUGUUAUUUAUUUUUCUAUAACAGCAUGUUCCCCAAGUGGUUUAUUUCUUAUCUUCAUCUUCAGCCAGUUUUCACAAAAUGAAUUUCAUUACAAUUAUCGUACAAUUCUGUGAAGAUACAGUAUAUGCACCGACUUUUCAUAAUAAUACAUUUCACAUGUAUCAUUUAUGUAAAAAAAUAGCUUUACACUUUUGUUUGUUCAAGUAAAACUUUAGCCAAAGCUGAGCAAUAGCCAAUUUUUUUUUCAGCUAUCAUAAAUUACAGUAAUUUACAGAGGAAAAAAUCUCUAAACAAUAGCUGAAACUGGAAUCACACUUAGCCAGUAUGCUAACUCUGCCUAACUUCCACAAAAAGUCAUUUAUAAAAUAUAAAAAACAGUAGUUUUGUUAGCGUUCUUUGUAAGAGUUUUAUAUUGUCAGUGUUUUCACUUGUGAAAAAUGAUUCCUUGUUCUCUUUUGUUGAGUUGUUUGCGAUACUUAAAUCAAAUUGCUUCAUCAUUUUUGGAGAACUCUUGAGUUGAAACUCUAAGGUUAAGUUUUAAGUCAGUGAGCUUGUUAUUUAAAACCUGUUCAGUGUUUUUAUAUGUCUAAAUAUUCAUUUUAGACUUAAACAGGAACUUGUUUCACUUUUUCAUGAACUUUUACAUUUGUCAUAAGACACAUUAUUAGACAUUAUUAUGCAGAUUGUUGUUAUUUUUUUCCUCUCAAAGCUCCUCCAACAUGGCGGCGCAGCUGAUGACGUAAUUACGCGGAGAUACAGUGAAAAAACUGGAAAACCUGCGCGAGCUGAGUUUCAGGUUGCUAGGCAACGGAGCACGCCAUGGCAGGACACACACAGCUCUGAUAAUAACAGUGUUUGUUUAACCUCGAUUUUAACACCGGAAUACUUUUAUGGAUCUGGGAAUGGUGACGACUAGUAAAAAAACUAGGUAGAGUUAGCAGAUAGCUCGAGCUGAUCUCUCCUGAGCUCCAGGAUGGCCUCCGAGUCGGUGAAGGUGGUGGUCCGAUGCCGGCCUCUGAACAACCGAGAGAAGACGCUCAACUGUAAGAUGGUGGUGUCUGUCGAUUGCAGCCGAUGUCAAUGUUUCAUUGAGAAGCCAGGAGCCGCCGAGGAGCCGCCCAAACAGUUUACAUUCGACGGGAUGUACUUCAUCGAUCAGACCACUGAGCAGAUGUACAACGAGAUUGCAUAUCCUCUGGUGGAGGGUGUCACUGAAGGAUACAACGGCACAAUUUUCGCUUACGGACAAACAGGAAGUGGGAAAUCCUUCACCAUGCAGGGGGUGUCAGACCCCCCAGCUCAGAGAGGGGUCAUACCAAGAGCUUUCGAGCACAUCUUUGAGACCAUCCAGUGUGCAGAAAACACAAAGUUCCUUGUGCGAGCCUCCUACCUUGAGAUCUACAAAGAGGAAAUCAGGGACCUUCUUGGGAAAGACACCAAACAGAAGCUGGAGCUGAAGGAGCAUCCAGAGCAAGGAGUGUACGUGCGAGACCUCUCCAUGCACACGGUGCACAGUGUAGGAGAGUGUGAGCGGAUCAUGGAGCUGGGCUGGAAAAAUCGCUCAGUGGGAUACACACUCAUGAACAAAGACUCUUCCCGCUCGCAUUCCAUAUUCACCAUCCACCUGGAGAUCUGCAACAUAGAUGCUGCUGGUGAAGACCACUUACGUGCCGGGAAGCUUAACUUGGUGGACCUGGCCGGCAGCGAGCGCCAGUCCAAGACCGGUGCCACAGGAGACCGUCUUCAGGAAGCCACCAAAAUCAACCUAUCCCUGUCAGCACUGGGCAACGUCAUCUCGGCGCUGGUCGAUGGACGCUCCAAGCACAUCCCUUACCGCGACUCCAAGCUCACUCGCCUCCUUCAGGACUCCUUAGGUGGCAACACACGCACCCUCAUGGUGGCCUGCCUCUCCCCGGCUGACAACAACUACGAGGAGAGCCUGAGCACGCUGCGCUACGCCAACCGCGCCAAGAGCAUCCAGAACCGUCCACGCGUCAACGAGGACCCCAAGGAUGCACUCCUGCGCCAAUACCAGGAGGAGAUCAAACAGCUGAAGGCGCUCAUCUCCGGUCAGCUCGGGACUGUAAGCCUCAUCUCUUUGCUAGCAGGUCAGAGGUCACAGGGGAGCACAGGCAUCCAGUCCAGGCCACAGAGCAGCGAGAAGGAGAAGAUUAAACAGGAUUAUGAGGAGAAGCUUGCCAGACUGCAGGCGGACUACAACGCAGAGCAGGAAUCCAAAGCUAAGCUCCAGGAGGACAUUGCAGCCUUGAGAAUGUCUUAUGAGACCAAGCUGUCCAGCCUGGAGAGAGCAAAAGCAUCAGAUGACUCCAGCAAAGAGGUCAGUCCUGUCAACGGAGCCACCCCAGAGCCCUCAGAGGCUUCCCAAGACAUGUUACAGGAGAGUGAACAAACCAAGGGAGUUAUUACAGCAGGUCCAGGGGGAGAGCCCGGGGUUCCAGAGUCAGCGGUUGUUGCUACGCCAGGCCCACUGGAUCGGAAACAUGUUUUGGAAAGGCUUCAUCAGCUAGAGCAGGAGUUUGUCGGGGGCGAGCAGGUGAGAAACGAGGAGCUGAGGCAGCGGCGGAGGCAGAGGAAGACUCUGGCUAACCAAAGGAAGAAGCAGCUGAUCGAGGCUCUGAGUCAGUGCAACGAAGACAGCGACGCCGUGCUGCUAAAUGUUUACGACUCCAUCCAGGAGGAGGUACACGCCAAGAGCAGGCUGCUGGAGAACACACAGAGCAAGCUAAAAGCUGCCAAGUUAGAGAUCCGAGAUCUGCAGGUAGAGUUUGCGGCUGAGCGUGAUGACUACCUGGCCUCCAUCAGACGUCUGGAACGUGAAACGCAGCUACUGCAGGGCCUCCUGGAGCGCAUGGUGACGCUGGUGCGCAGGGACUGCAACUACAGCAACCUGGAGCGCCUGAGGAAGGAGGCAGUGUGGGACGAGGAGAGCGGCGUGUGGAGGCUCCCUGAGGUGCUGGUGCAGAAAACAGCGCUACCUGCAGUGCCUUCAUCGGCAGCCAGCAGCUCCUCCAGACUCCCAGGACGCAGGAACUCAGCCACAGACCCAGCAGAGCCUUUCCUGGAGGAGGAGGACCGUUAUAAGGAGAUGCUGAACCGCAGCGACAGUGAAAACAUCGCCAGUAACUACUUCAAGAUGAAGAGAGCCAAUCAGCUUUUAUCAGGAGAGUCCAUGAAGAACCUCGCCAGUCACUCUGCGGUUCCAGGAAACGGUCCGUCGCAUCAAAACUCCUGUGGCUCAAACCCCGCUGCAGAGGCCCUCCUCCCUCGCCCGUUUCGCCUGGAGUCUCUGGGCAUCAUGCCUGCCAACACCAAAGCCAAGAGGAAGAAGAGCAAGAUGUACGUCUCCUGUGAUGGUAUCUGA